Messenger RNA from Parnassius apollo (apollo), 1701 nucleotides. NCBI's taxonomy places the organism in Eukaryota, Metazoa, Arthropoda, Insecta, Lepidoptera, Papilionidae. The record is from the annotation of a GenBank genome assembly.
AUGGAUAAUAUUAUGACGAAUCGCAAACGCAGUCGAAAAACUUUGGAACUUUGCUUUAGUUUUUCCGAAGAACCUAACAUGGUGAGUGAAAGUAAUCGAUCUUCCAAAUCCUCAUCUCUGUUCCGGAAAGUGUUCAAACGUGUUCUUGGAGUGCGUAGUGAAAAUAUUUGUGUUAGCCCCAAUACUGGACAUUCUUACCAAGAACUUACUAAUGUGUCACCAUCACCACGCGUCCAACGUGAUACAUCGUGCAGCACGGAUCAAAAUGUGGGUAAAUCUAACUUACAUACAUCUAACUUGCCAAGUACCAGCAAACAAGGGUCUUCGCAGUUUGUACCGCCUAGCACACCAGAUACGGACUGCAUGGAUUUACAAACUAAAAAGAUAAAAAUAACAGAGGAGAUAAUAAUUCUAGCACCCAAAUAUGCGCCUGUUUUUACAGAUACUGCAAUGGGCAAUAAUGAUACUUUGCCAUUAGUGCCAUUGUCUGGGGGUAACUCUACUUAUGGUUCUCUCAGCAAUAUUUCGGUGUCAAAUAUGCUUACCCUUGAUGAGUCUUUCGAUGAGCAAAAGAUAUCUGAUCUACUUAAUACACCAAAAAGAAAUAAUCGUACUAGUAAAGAAAAACUAAGUUCACAAUUAAAUUUUGAGAAGACACCAGAAGAACCACAAUCAGAUUUAUCUGCGCCGGGUCCCAGUAACGAGACAAUUACUAGUACCAGUAUUAAUAGCACCCAAGAAAAUGAUAGAGUCAUUGAUACAGAUGAUGACAGCAGUUAUGCUCCUAGCACUUCUUCGGAAAGUGAAUCUGAUAUUACUGUUAUAACAACCGAAGAUGAAUGUGAUGGAGAUAGUAACAAUCAGUUGAACAACGGAACACCUCAAAAUAUUACAAGACAACAAGAAAAUGUUGCAGAAGACGCUGAUGGAGAUGAAUGGGUCGACAUAGAAGAUACGACUCCGGAAUUUGAAGAAUACCCGCACGAAUGUCAAUACAAUGUACCUGAAAAUGUUAAGAUACCAGAUGAAUUAUUUAGACUGUUUCUAACAGAUGAGAUAGUUGACAAGAUGGUUCUUGAGACUAAUUUGUACGCGGAAAAAUUUCUUACUAAUCCAGACUCGAAGAGAAAAUCUCGGUUCCGCUCUUGGAAGCCAAUUAACCGAGAAGAGAUGCUGAAGUUUUUAGGUGUUGCCCUAGUUAUGGGUUUGAAUAAAGUUCCACACGUUAAUGACUACUGGUCAAAAAAUAUUAUGUAUCGAAACGAAUAUAUCAUAAAAGUUAUUAGUAGAGAUCGAUUCACCGCAAUUUUAAGAUUUUGGCAUUUUAGUGAUGACACUAUUGACAGGACAACCGAUAAACUAAAUAAAAUACAUGAUGUGUACGAAAUGUUUCUUGCUAAUUUCAAGAAAGUUAUUGUCCCAGGAAAAGGACAGGAUGGACGGGAAAAGACUCAUGGAAUGAAGACCGUUUUGAAGUUAAUACAAAAUUUAGACAAAAACGGUAGGAUUGUUAUAACAGACAACUUUUACAACAGCGUAGAACUUGCUCUCAGAGCAAACAGAAGGGGUUUACCAAAGUCUGUUGUUGCAAAAAAGAUAAAAGGGCGAAGUAAUUGGAAAGAUGAGAAGAACCGGUGCAAAAGUUAUAAAGUGGGUGGACAAAAGAGCGGUCUUAAUGAUUACUUCACGCAAAAAUCAUGA